Messenger RNA from Schistocerca cancellata (South American locust), 7382 nucleotides. Its product is annotated as transcription factor Ken-like. NCBI's taxonomy places the organism in Eukaryota, Metazoa, Arthropoda, Insecta, Orthoptera, Acrididae. The record is from RefSeq and is a predicted model, not a curated record. Bases 471 to 2657 code for a protein of 728 amino acids. Gene Ontology annotation, cellular component: nucleus. Gene Ontology annotation, biological process: regulation of transcription by RNA polymerase II. Gene Ontology annotation, molecular function: RNA polymerase II cis-regulatory region sequence-specific DNA binding; DNA-binding transcription factor activity; protein binding. The transcript has 5 exons.
CCGACAAUCGGCAGUGUGCUCUCCUCGCCGUCAAAGUGAAAGUGAGAGGAUUUGAUAAGAUUCCUGCAAUGUGAAAACAGAUUUUCGAUCCAGCUGGAUAUUGGCCGUGUGUGUUUGUGUGUGUGUGUGUGUGUAAAAAUAUGCUACACAUUGGGAAGUGAGAGUACCUUAUUACAGGAAGCAUUUUUUUUUCACCCUUCUUUUCGAGACGACUCCCUGUACAGUGCGCCUUGCGUGCCAGUAUGGCCACGAGGCGGGUUUUCGAAAGUGGCGUAUACGCUAACGAUGUUGUCCCGGAUGAGUGCUCCGCCCACGCCAACAGCUGCCGCUGCUGCUGCGAAACCUCGCGAGGAUUUUGAAACUCUGCCGUACCAGCCCGUGCUGCUUUCUGUAGGAUAUUUCGGAAGACUGCAGCUGCCCUGAUUGCUUCACGUCGCUUCGGCGAGAAGAGGAGUCGCGCGCCGGCGGCGAUGCUGGACAGCAGCGGCCUGCUGACGCUGCACUACGGGCGGCACGGCGCGGGCGUGCUGGACGAGGUGCGCUCGUGGUGGGACGCGGGCCACGGCGCCGACCUGUCGCUGGUGUGCGACGGCGGGCACGCGCUGCCCGCGCACCGCCUCGUGCUGGCCGCCGCCUCGCCGCUGCUGCGCCGCGCGCUGCGCGACGCGCCGCCGCACUGCCCGGCCGCCGUCUCGCUGCCCGGCGUGCACGCGCGCACCGCCGCCCACCUGCUCACCUUCCUCUACACCGGGGAGGCCUGCGUGCAGGCGGGUGACAUUGCCAGCCUUCAGGAACUAAUUACCUUACUCGAAAUAAAAUCGGACUUCGUCCACGAAGAAAAAAAGGCGGAAGAAGAUGGCGCCAGAAUCGAUGAAGCUGGCUGCUCCUCCGCUACUCGAAGGCGGACGUCGGGCUCGAGUCCGGCCCCUGCGGCCGCACCUGCGGUCGCAGACUCCCCCCAGGGAAGUCCCGACAGCGAUGCGGGGGUAGCCAUAAAGCAGGAGCUGCACUCGGACACGGACGCGGAGGAGGAUGCCAACGCGGAAGACGCCGAUGCCGAGGGAGAUGGCGAGGACUCGGCGGCGCAGGCGGGCAGCGGCGGGCGCACCGACAGCGAGGACGAGAGUCGCGAGGGGUACGGCGUAGGCGGGGGCGGCGCGACGCCGACACCCCCAGCGGGCGGCAUCCCGCAGCGGCGCCGCAGCUCGCUCAACCCCGUCAACCUGUCGCUGGCCGACGCCGAGCGCGCACAUUCGCGCAGCCCACUGCGCAACUCCAGGUCCUCCGAGUCGGCACCAGACGCGGACAGGGACACCGGCGAGGGCGAAGGCGAGGGCGACAGCCGGGGGGCUGACGAAGCGGACAGCAGGGACGGCGUGCCAGAGAUGCCGUGCAAGAGCCGCCCGAGCAGUGCCCCAGCCCAGCCACAGGAGAACUCCCGAGACAGAUUGAAUGAAAGUGAGAUACGUCAGCAGACAGUCCAACACACAAUCCUGCACCACCACCACCAACAUCACCACCACCAACAGCCGCAACACCAUCAGGACUACAAGAGGCAGCUGCUGGUGGCAGCGCAGCGUGUCAAACGGAAACAGAUGUUUGGGGACGUGUAUAGUGACCCGGAUGUGGAUGUCAGGGUGGCAGCUGACGAUGAUGCACCACUCAUCCGCACAUCGCCUGAGAACUAUGUGGUGACCCCUCACCGCAAGCGCCGGCCAGGUUUUCACAACUCGCCAGCGCAGAACCCGCCCUUCGUGCCGCUGUGCCCAUCCUACCUGGAUGACGUGCCACACCACAGGCACCUGCACAGCAGCCCCAGCCCACGCCUGCUGCCGGCACACCCACCCCCACCACCACCCUAUUUACCUGCUCCACCCCCAACGGCUGUCGCUGCUCCCGAUCGCUCAUCUCCAGGGCCUGAUGACAAGUAUCACCACCACCAGCAGCAACAUCACCACCACCACCACCAGCAGCGGCACCAUCACCACCAUCACCACACCCACCAGCAGGCAGCACCACCACCACAGCCGCCUCCACCCCCUGGUGGAGGGCAGCAGCCACUGGAUCUGGUGCCACGUGGGGAGGUCCCACACUGGAGCUCGUGGUCUCUGGUAGCCGCAGGUGCGGGCACCGCGGCAACAGCAGCAGUAGACGAUGGGAGUGGCACACCUGGAGGUGGCACCGCAGGUUUUGUGUCUGCGCUGGCGGCAGCAGCAGCUCGCUCUGCUGGAGGUGGCUGUGGUACUGGUGCUGGCACUGGGGCUACAGCAGACAGUGAGUCAGGCACCACGGCAUCUGCCGCAGCAGCCGAUGUCAAGCCUGUGGUUGCAUCCAACAACAAAGUGGUCGCUGUGCGUGAGUACCGCUGCCAGUACUGUGGCAAGCAGUUUGGUAUGAGCUGGAACCUAAAGACGCAUUUGCGAGUGCACACUGGAGAGAAGCCGUUCGCUUGUCGUCUGUGUGUUGCUAUGUUCAAGCAGAAGGCUCACCUCCUCAAGCAUUUGUGUUCUGUGCAUAGGAAUGUCAUCAACGAAGGUGGUGAAGGCCGCUUCAGCUGCUGUUUCUGCCAGAUGUCAUUUGAAACACUACAAGAGCUCAUACGACACUUGUCAGGACCGCACAAUAAUUUGCUGUUGAGCAAAAACCUCCAUGGAUAGGAUGUGUCGCAUCCUGUGCUCCACUAGUCACCAUUUGUGGUGGGCUACUGCUUCUUAUGUUCAGAGUGAUAUGAUACAGGGUAAAUUAAUAAGCAGUGCGGAGCAAAUUCCAACUGUUUUCAUACUGUGAAUACCUGUGAAUGUACCACAUUGUCCUGAAAAUUACUGCUUUCACAGUUGAAGCUGCAGUUUUGUAAACACGUUUUUGUCACUUAGAUUACUUUCUGGUGAGUUUAUAAGAGGGAACCUGAGAAUUAAGGGAAAACAAACUGAAAAAAAUAGUAAACAGGGACAAUGGUUCUUAUAAUCAUUUAUUUAAAAAUAUUGAUGCCUGUCUUGAAGACAACUGCUAAUUGUGUGUGAUUUAUUUUUCUUCUUAAAAAUGAUAAAUUAGCACCAACUUGCUAACCAAAAUUAUGCAGUAGAAAUUUAAAGAACAGAUUAAGGAGUAAGGGUAUGAGCCUCCAAUUUCCCAAAAUCAAAUUCAUGUAGGAGAGCGGCAGGAGGACUUUGGAGCCCCUUAAUUUCUAAAAUUGCUUGUCUCUUGAAAUACUCACUGUAUCAGAUUUACAAAUAUUGAUUUGUAAUAUUUAUUUGCAUUUUUCUUCUAUGGGACCAAAACCAUUUUAGCUUUGGGCUGGAAAAAUUGAAGCAUUAGGGUACAGGAUCCCAAUGCAGUCUAUUCAGGCACACAUUCACAUGAGAUAGCAGGACUGUAUUCAUAGAAACCUAUGUUUUUCUCAGUGUUCCAUUAGUGAUAUGGCAAAGAUGGCAGGACUCCAAACAAAUGCAUUUGAUAAAUUAGCCUAGCAUUUGCACUGAUUGUGCAUAAUAAAUUACAUGGCUCACAUGAAAAGUAUUGAUUGGAAAAGUAAAGCAACAAGCUUUGUUUAUUUGUUCAUGUUGCCAAUAGCUAAAGCCAGAAAACUGUAAGUUAUUGAGAACCUACACAACCACAUAUAAAACAAGGUAGUUCCUUAUAUUAUAUAGUCAACUUUAUAAUGCAUGAAGAAUCAACAAUAAAAUCACAUUUUGCCUCUCUGUUUGUCACUAUGGACUACAAUAACACAUAGACUAUAAGCAAAAGUUGCAUAGCAUAUGAAAUUCAAGGAUUUGAAUAACAGCUGUUUCUCACGAGAUUGGGGCCUCAGAUCUUACAAUGUGAUGCAUGUUACAGGACACUCAAAAUCUAAUCAGCAGCUACUGCUUGAAAUGAUAACAUAUUGUUUAUGGUUUUGUACCUGUUUAGUAAACGAGAAGUGCCUUGUGAUACUUCAGUUUCUCCCAGCAUACUUCAUGAUGAAAGAGUUCACCCCUGAACUCUUUCAUCGAGAAGUGCCUUAAUUCUAAAUGUAAUGUUCCAUACUAUUAGAUGUAUGUAUAUGUGCAGUGUAUUACUAUGAUGGCUGUGUUGAAUACCUCAGUAGUUUCCAAAAGCAAUAUUUUAUUCUGUAUCAUAUAGGACUGAAUUCAGAAAGCACAGGAUGCGAUUAUUAAUAUAAAUUGGUGCCCUAGUGCCCCUAAAGAACAAUAGAAGAUGUUGUUUGAAUUGUGCAUAGUGUCACACUCAAAGGAAAUAUUUUGUAGUGUUCAGUACCUCGUACUGAUAAUUUAUACCUCAUUUUCAGUCUACAAGAACUUAUAUUUCACCCAAUGAAUAAUUUAUAUCAUGUGAAUAGACAGUACAACAUGAUUUGAACUCAGCGAAAGAGUGAAUUAUCUUGUUAAAUUGUUAAGAAAAUGUUGUUAUGUUAGAUGUUUUAAUGUUUUUCUUGUGGGAUUAUUUUAGAAACAUUGCUUUCUUAGGAGAAUAGUGACAUAAAGGUAAAGACUGCAUGCAGCUUAGCCUCUAGAGGUAACUCAUUUAGCUUUGUAGCACCAAUGGACUUAUAAUAUUUAAAGUGUGUUGAUCAAGGAUACAUCGCAAAUGAUGGCUACCACACUUUUACAUGGCCAGAUUUUAAAGUUUCAUCUAAAAAAUUAGUUUUAAACUGAGUUUUCAUUUCUUUUUCUUUCUUUAGUUUUGUCCUUUUGCCAGUACUGUGAAUAAUAGCAUAUACUUUUUAGCUGUGUACGUAAUAGUAACAUGAGAGCACUCUUGUGUACAUCAUUUUCUCUUGACAACCUAUUGUGUUCAGCUGAAUCUGCACUUAAACUAUCACUGCCAUUUCUACCAGAAGAUAAACUGGACAGGUUUUCUCACUCUUAAAUAGUCUUAGCAAACAAUAAUUUAUGAAAUUGUAGAUGAAAAAAAUGAUUUCAUACUUCAGAAUAGUGUACUGUUUCUCUUAUUGUUCUAAUUUUUCUUGGUGAAGGUUAGUGAAUAAGGUACAAGUGAUGAACUAUUUAUAAUGUAUUCUUGAAGUAAUGAGUGCAAAAUAAGUGGCCUUUACCAUAAAAAAAUAUUUUUAAGAAGAACAUGUUUAUACUCGCUGUUAAAAUAAUGACCUAAAUCAGAAAUGGUAAAGUGCCUUCAAGUAAUGAAUUAAACAAAAACUGUCAUAAAUUAUUACAGAUGAAAUUUAUGAUUUAAAAAUUUUUGUUGAAAGAUGAUGAUAAUGUGAAUGAGUAUUAUUGAUUGACAAAGUAUUCUUUUUUUUAAAAAAAAAAGCAAGUGAAUUUUUCUUCUGAUACAAAACAAAGAAAUAAAUGCUGCCAUGAAACAACAAACUUUAAAAAAAUCAGGUUUUUAAAUUAAAAUUUUUUUUUCACUGGAUCAAAAAAUUCAAUGUCAUCUCUCUAUUUUUUAUUUCCUACUGUUGAGUGAUAAUUCACCAUCAUAUUACAUGGAAGGCAGCUUAAUGUAAUGUCAAACUGGCUUCAGUUUCAAGUUCACUCACAGCCUCCCUACAAUAUAAAUUUUUCAAAACACCUGACUUUUUUCGCAUAGGUAUUCUUUUGGUUCAACAUCAAUAAUUAUAUUACAAGCUUUCUGCUUCUUGGUGUUUUUGUGGCAGCAUUCUAUUUCUAUCUCUGUUUUUUUAGUUUUUCCUGAAUGUUAAUGCUGUAAAUAAAACUUACAUGAUGUCACUUAGGAGUAAUGUAGUAGCAAGUCAUUGUCAACAGGUAGUUCGCAACUUCAUUUCAGCCUUGCCAUGAAAGCUGCUUUGCUUUUCAAAGAAAUUAAUUUCCUUCUUUGAGCCUGAAAACUGAGGAAACAUUCUGUUUAACUUAAAGUGAGACCAGUUUCUAGAGAAAUAGUUUUCGUAAUUGAGAACUUGUUGAUUUUCCUUUCACUUUGCUCUUAUUUUAGGUAGUGUGGAAUCAAAGAACAGAAAACUCCCACCGAUUGGAUUCCAUUACUACUGCAUAUGCAUCACAGUGCAGCAAGGCUAAUGUGAUCUCUUCUGUUAUUUGCAGUUGAUGUACUGAGGAAAUAAUGAAUUGGCAAUGUUCCAAAAUUAUUAUUACUGUUAUUAUUUAAAUCUGGAUAGCUGUAGGGGGUCAGGCUCUCUCAUAAUUAAAGAUUUAAGUUGAUUCAACAACAUUUUUACCUGUUGACAUCAAUAUUGACAAACAUGUUUGGACCAACCCUGAUCAUGUGGCUGGUGCAAAACAUAUCAUGUUACAAAUGUAUAUUUCAUUUGCACCAAAGAUUUUAGUUUUAAUAAAAUUAUUGUAAAAUGUACAUAUUUUUACAGUGGACUAUCUGCACAAAUUGCAAUUAAUAAUGUAACAUUCUGAACUUAAUACAGAGAAUAAGGUGACAUUUUACUGAAGCUGUUUCUUAUGCAGCAGUGAAUUAGAACAGAUACCCUGAAAAUUUUUAGCUGGUACACUGACAGAUUCUCUAAUACUGAAACAACCAGAUGCUUACAGUAAUUCACAGGAUACACUUCCUCUCUCAGAAGAAAUAAACAAUCUCUUUUUUCCUUUAUUGCUCACUAUUUCAACAGUGUGAAUUGCAAAAUCUUUAAGGAUCAACUCAUCUUACAAACUGAGAAUUGAUGGUCUUUUCUUUUCUUUUACAUUCUUUAAUGUAACUUAUAUUAGGUGCUGAGUAGUAUACAACAUGUUUUGAAAGUCAAGGAGCCAUACAGUUUUUAUACCUGCAGAGAUAAUGUAAGAACUACUUUCAGUGGUUUCAUUAUGCUGUACUUUGAUGACUCCAUAAUGAACGUUAUGAAGAAUACUUGAAACUUGUGACAUUAAAUAGAGUUAUUCAGGAUUCUAUCUCUUGAAAAAAAUCUGUUGCAUUAUGACAGACCACAUAGUUUACCUAGUGGGUAAACUGGUUCUAAGAUGACAGAAUCAUAAAUCUGUUCUGUUCAACUAUUGCAGAUUGGAGUCCAUUUGUUACAUUAAGAGGAAGUAUUUUAAGCAGAAUGCAAGUCCGGGUCUUUUAUGUAGUUUCUCCUACUGGCGUACAAAUGCAAUGGAAUUCUGCAAAGCUGUUGCUGGUUGCCUUUAUUUUCCAAGGAAGUCACAGAACAGGAAGCAGAAAUAUUCUGAAAUAGGGAGGAGCUGUAUUAAUGGUGCCAAUUAUUGGUUGAUGAAGACGGAAAGUAAUAUUGUCUCUGUUCGUUUGUUCAGUCAAUCAUUCAUAUGCCUUGUUCUGCAAAUCCCAUCUUGUAGGAAAGCCCUCAGGGCUAUAGAAUGAGUGGAAUCUUACAUUAAUAAGCAGAAGCAACCACAGAAUCACAGAAUGCUAGUUCUGUAGGUAUCAUAUGUGUGAAUGUGUGACCCUGACAGAGAGAGAGAGAGAGAGAGAGAGAGAGAGAGAGA